Messenger RNA from Nomascus leucogenys (northern white-cheeked gibbon), 2055 nucleotides. RefSeq names its product lamin tail domain containing 2 (gene LMNTD2). Gene Ontology annotation, molecular function: structural constituent of chromatin. NCBI's taxonomy places the organism in Eukaryota, Metazoa, Chordata, Mammalia, Primates, Hylobatidae. The record is from RefSeq and is a predicted model, not a curated record. Gene Ontology annotation, cellular component: lamin filament. Gene Ontology annotation, biological process: chromatin organization.
AUGGCCCCCAAGUCUGGCCAGGGGGUUGAAGAAGCCGAGGAAGAGGCUCUCCUGUCCCCCACAGAGCGAGAGUCGGUCAGUGGUCACCUGGGACCUCCAGCAGGUGCACCUGCAGCCCCCGAGAUUCCCACGUGCCUGCCAGACACCACGCCCCACCCCGCACCAGUGGUCUGCUCUGCCCACCCACAGUUGGCUCUUGAGUCCCUGGACCCUCGCACACUGCGGCUGCUGUGGAGGCAGCGAGAACUGGAGAUCCAGGCCUUGCGGUGGGCCGUCCAGAAUGGCCAGGACGCCCGGCUCUGCCACAUCCUGGAGGAGGUGGCGGGGCUUCCACCCAAGAGGAGCUCCCACAGUCAGGAGAAACUCCUGCAGAACCAGGUCCAGAAGCUGACCCUGGAGUUGAAGGAACAGAAGGAGCGAGCCCAGUGGGAGAAGGAGCACCUGGAGGAGCGGCUGCUGCAGACCACCCGCACGCUCCAGGAGGUGGAGGCUGAGCUGCAGAACUUGCAGGAGUCCUGCCUCCUGCAGCUGGCCCGCUCCUCGUGGGUGGGCCGAAUGCUAAGAUCCCAGACUGGCAGUGUGGAGGUAGUGACAGCAGAGACUCUGAUGGACCCAAGUGACCUCUCUGAAGACAUUCAGGCCCCCACUGGGGAGGGCUUUCGGCUGGAAGCUGUGGACUGGAACAGCAUUGCCCACCGGUACCCCAACCUCUUCAGCAACAUGGAGCCCAGCUCAAAGCAAAAGCAGCCACGGCCCUGGCCACAGCUGGACACAGGGAGCCCAGAGUCCUCCGGAAGGCACUCCGAGCGGCAUCAUAAGACCGUGGAGUGGGGCUCCCUGCCCUGUCUGAACACCAGCAGCUCAGGGGGCGCUGACUCCGACUCCAGCAGCUGCCGGCCGGGCCUGCCUUCCUUCGUGCAGGUGAUAGGGCACCCACCGCAGGACCACCGCGCUUCCUCCGAGCAAGCGCUGGUGCAGGCCGGGAGCUCCAGCAGGGACUCAGAAGAUCUCCAGAGAACCCACUCACCCGGGCACGGCGAGCGGGUCCUGUCGCCCCAGCCCUGCACAGACCCCGACCACUGGAGCCCGGAACUCCUGCAGAGCCCGACAGGCCUGAAGAUCGCGGCUGUGAGCUGCCGGGAGAAGUUCGUCCGCAUCUUCAACGCGUCACAGGAGAGCACGGCCGACCUGAGCGGCAUGGUGCUGAAGCAGCUGCUGCGCGGCUUCCCGGAGCGCCUGUACCGCUUCCCGCCGGGCACGCUGCUGGCCCCGCGGCACCACAUCACGGUCUGGGGCGAGGCGACCCGCAGCGCCAAGAAGCCGCUGCGCGCGUCCUCGGGCCAGGAGCCGGUUCCCCGCCUCUCCAGCCGCGGCUGCGCGAUGCUGCUCCUGAGUCCCAAGGGCGAGGUCCUCAGUGAGCACCGGAUCCCACGCCGCGAGACUCUGGCCCCGAGGGUCUUCGCCGACGGCACCGACUUGUCCAUCGACCGCUUCCCGCUCCCUGAGGCCGGGCCCGGCGCCGACACCCGCAAGCCGCCGCGCCCACCUCAACCCCUGCGCAAAGGCCGGGUGCGGGAGCCCCGGGUCAGUCGCCAGAGACUAAGGACGCGGGGACUGCUGCCCCCAAUGAGCUCGGGGAAGCUCUUCCACGCGCGGGAGGGGCCCGCGCGGCCCGAGACCCCCGAGAUCCCCGCGCUGCAGCACCUGCCAGCCAUUCCGGGUGACCCCACCCUGCCAUCGCCUCCCGCAGAGGCCGGGCUGGGCCUAGAGGACUGUCGGCUCCGGAAAGAGCACCGAGUUCGGGUGUGCCGGAAGAGCGUGGACCGUAGCUGCCCCUUGGUGGCCCUGUCGGUGCAGAGCACGGCGGAGAGCAGAUUCGGCUUCCGCUUCCUCAGCUGCCUGCCGGUCACCGCGGACACUUGCCGCGGCGCCUAGGAGCGGAGGAGCGGGGCCCGGACCGCGAGGGAGGGCCCGGGCGGGCGCCGGGGCUGGACGGGCUGUGUCCGCUGCAUCAUUUAUUGAACCAACGUGGCCUACAAAGUAAACUGCAUUUCU